AUCGUAUAACGUUGCGUUCUACAGCAUAAUUCACCAUCUCAUUUGUCUUUUGUUUUAGUAUUCCUCCAUUACUAAAGUAACACAUAAAAAGUACGCUAUAUAACAAUUAGAUUAAAACUAAAGCAUUUAGAUUAUUAAGUAAAUGUACAUAGGUAGAAGUGUCGUUUUCUGGUUGCUGUCAAAUUGUCAAAUAAAGGAAGUGCAGCUGAUUACCUGAUCUAACCAAAAUUCCUGCGCGUCGAUAAUCAGUAACAAUGGAAGACGGCCACGCUAAAACCGUCGAACAAGCCUUGAACUUUUUUGGCACAGACGCUGAACGCGGACUAACAUUGGAUCAAAUUAAAACCAACCAAAAAAAAUAUGGUCCAAAUGAGUUGCCUACGGAGGAAGGAAAAACUAUUUGGCAACUUGUUUUAGAACAAUUUGAUGAUCUUCUUGUGAAAAUUCUGUUGUUGGCCGCAAUCAUUUCUUUCGUCUUAGCUUUAUUUGAAGAGCACGAAGAUACAUUCACAGCAUUUGUAGAACCUUUAGUUAUUCUUUUAAUUUUGAUAGCAAAUGCCGUUGUAGGUGUAUGGCAAGAACGAAAUGCUGAGUCUGCAAUUGAGGCCCUCAAAGAAUAUGAGCCGGAAAUGGGUAAAGUAGUUCGCCAGGAUAAAUCUGGAAUUCAGAAAAUCAGAGCGAAGGAAAUUGUUCCUGGAGAUAUAGUUGAAGUGUCCGUUGGAGAUAAAAUCCCUGCUGAUAUUCGACUAACGCAUAUCUACUCUACUACUUUACGAAUCGAUCAAUCAAUUUUGACUGGUGAAUCGAUAUCAGUUAUAAAACAUACAGAUCCAAUUCCUGAUCCGCGUGCCGUUAACCAGGAUAAAAAGAAUAUAUUAUUUUCGGGUACUAAUGUGGCUGCUGGUAAAGCUCGUGGUGUAGUCAUUGGAACAGGUUUAAAUACAGCGAUUGGCAAAAUUCGCACAGAAAUGUCGGAGACCGAAGAAAUCAAAACUCCUUUGCAACAAAAAUUGGAUGAAUUUGGCGAGCAGCUUUCUAAAGUAAUUUCUAUCAUUUGUGUUGCUGUAUGGGCAAUAAAUAUUGGUCAUUUCAACGAUCCCGCUCACGGCGGUUCAUGGAUAAAAGGUGCUAUAUAUUACUUCAAAAUUGCUGUAGCAUUAGCUGUUGCCGCCAUUCCAGAAGGUUUGCCAGCUGUAAUUACAACUUGUUUGGCUUUGGGAACCCGCCGUAUGGCGAAAAAAAAUGCUAUUGUACGUUCAUUGCCGUCUGUUGAAACAUUAGGUUGCACUUCGGUGAUUUGUUCAGAUAAGACUGGUACUUUAACUACCAACCAAAUGUCGGUAUCAAGAAUGUUUAUUUUCGAAAAGGUAGAAGGUAACGAUAGUAGUUUUCUGGAAUUUGAACUGACUGGAUCAACUUACGAACCUUUGGGUGAACUCUUUUUGGGCGGACAACGUGUAAAAGCUUCAGAAUAUGAAGCUCUUCAGGAGUUAGCUACUAUUUGUAUCAUGUGUAAUGAUUCCGCAAUUGAUUACAAUGAGUUUAAACAGUGUUUUGAAAAGGUUGGUGAAGCUACAGAAACGGCUUUAAUUGUACUUGCCGAAAAAUUGAAUCCAUUUAAUGUCAAUAAAACCGGUCUCGAUCGCCGUUCCGCCGCUAUAGUUGUCCGUCAGGAAAUCGAAACGAAAUGGAAAAAAGAAUUCACUCUUGAGUUCUCUCGUGACCGUAAAUCAAUGUCUUCAUAUUGUACUCCACUGAAAGCUUCGAGACUGGGAACUGGUCCAAAAUUAUUUGUAAAAGGUGCGCCAGAAGGUGUAUUGGAACGUUGUACACAUGCACGUGUUGGAACAAGCAAAGUGCCACUAACUUCAACCCUUAAGAGCAAAAUUUUGGCUCUAACUGGACAGUAUGGUACUGGACGAGACACUUUGCGUUGUCUUGCUUUGGCUGUAGCGGAUAGCCCUAUGCGACCAGAUGAAAUGGAUUUGGGAGAUUCUACCAAAUUCUAUCAAUAUGAAAUUAAUUUAACAUUUGUUGGUGUCGUUGGUAUGUUGGAUCCUCCGCGUAAAGAAGUUUUCGAUUCCAUUGUACGUUGCCGAGCAGCGGGUAUCCGAGUAAUUGUAAUAACUGGUGAUAAUAAGGCAACCGCGGAAGCAAUUUGCCGACGCAUCGGCGUUUUUGGUGAAGACGAAGACACAACUAAUAAAUCCUAUUCCGGUCGCGAAUUUGAUGAUCUUUCACCGGCUGAGCAAAAAGCCGCAUGUGGCCGUGCCCGUCUCUUCUCUCGCGUAGAACCACAACACAAAUCAAAAAUAGUUGAAUAUCUACAAAGCAUGAAUGAGAUUUCUGCUAUGACUGGUGAUGGUGUCAACGAUGCUCCUGCUCUUAAAAAAGCAGAAAUUGGUAUUGCAAUGGGUUCAGGUACUGCUGUAGCCAAAUCGGCCGCCGAAAUGGUGUUGGCAGAUGACAACUUCUCAUCCAUUGUCUCUGCUGUUGAAGAAGGUCGUGCUAUUUAUAAUAACAUGAAGCAGUUUAUUCGUUAUCUUAUCUCAUCAAAUAUUGGCGAAGUAGUGUCUAUCUUUUUGACUGCUGCUUUAGGAUUACCGGAAGCAUUGAUUCCUGUUCAACUAUUAUGGGUUAAUUUAGUAACAGAUGGUCUUCCAGCAACUGCUCUUGGAUUCAAUCCCCCUGACUUAGAUAUUAUGGAGAAACCCCCACGCAAAGCUGACGAGGGUCUUAUUUCAGGAUGGUUAUUCUUCAGAUACAUGGCUAUUGGUGGUUAUGUUGGUGCUGCUACAGUCGGCGCUGCAGCUUGGUGGUUUAUAUUUGCUGAGACAGGCCCUCACCUAACCUAUUGGCAACUAACACAUCAUUUGUCGUGUUCUGGUUCAGGGGAUGAUUUUAAAGGAGUGGACUGUAAGAUUUUCAGUGAUCCCCAUGCAAUGACCAUGGCUUUAUCCGUACUAGUUACAAUUGAAAUGUUGAACGCUAUGAACAGCCUUUCAGAAAAUCAGUCACUUAUUACUAUGCCCCCAUGGUGCAAUAUGUGGCUAAUUGGUUCAAUGGCUCUUUCCUUUACACUACAUUUUGUUAUCCUUUAUGUGGAAGUCCUUUCGACCGUUUUCCAAGUGACCCCAUUGUCAGGGGAAGAGUGGCUAACUGUGAUGAAAUUUUCAAUUCCUGUAGUUUUAUUAGAUGAAACGCUGAAAUUCGUUGCUAGAAAAAUUACUGACGGUGAGAGCCCAAUUCUAAAAAUGCAUGGGAUUGUUUUGAUGUGGGCCGUUUUCUUUGGCCUCUUGUAUGCAAUGACGCUUUAAAUAGUUUGUUCAAAUAACUUACAUACAUACAUAAUUCUAGCAAAAUUAGAUAAAAUAACUAUUUAAUUAAAAUUCUAUACUAAUUUCCAUAUGACAUACACAUAUAUAUUUAAAUUUUAAUGCUUUAGCAUUACGCUGCUGAAAUUAAGAGCUUGGAGAAUGUUAUUUUUAAAUAUUUUAAGGUAAUUAAACCAAUAACAAUAUAGUAAUGCCUUCAACGUUUACAAUUUUUUUUAAAGAUCAUUAGGGAAAAUACUCCAGAUCAACAAUAAUUAAUUGUAUGACUAGUUCACAAAAUUACUUAAUUGGCAAACUGUUGCAUUAAAGGCAUAACAUUAAAAAAAAUCUUUCAAUAAAGGCAUUACGGAAUCUCCAAAUGUAAAUUUUAUUCGAUAAGUUAUGAAAGUACAAAAUAUUCCAAUUUUCCAAUUGAUAUUAUGUACUUUGCAUUUUAAGAGUCUGAAAGAGUCAUACAAAAUUAUUGAUUUAAAAUCGCAAAAACGUGCGAUAAUUUAUUAUUAAGGGAUUUUUUUAUUAAAGUGAAUUUAAUUACAAUAUUUGAGAAAAUCGUUCUCAAAGUUCAAAUCAAAAUUUCUACCGAUUAAAUAGCAAUGUACUUAUACUAAUAAAUUUGUGUUUCAAUUAAAAUAUAUAUAUAUAAAUUUUUAAUAACUAUUUUUGGUACAUAGAAUUAUUCGCUGCUCAGAAGUCCUUUCUGGCUUGCUUUCAAAAUUCAAUUGUUCGUCGCCUUUUAAAAAACAAAUUAACUUACAGGAAGGACUCAAAUUUUGUAAACAGUAAUACUGAAUCAGAUGACUGUAUUGCAAACAAUUCAUAUUGUUUUUUUAACAAAAUAUGUAAUAUUUUAGAAUCUUAAACCAUGGCUACACGUUUUUUCUAUGUAAUUUAACAUUAAUUUAAGAUUUACAAUAACCCGUUUCAUAAGUUGGAGCUACGAAUAAUUUUGUGCAAGCAUAGCUUUUAGGUCGUUUUCAAGUUGCAUAUUUUCAGGUGUUCAAAUGCUGUCUUAACAAAAAGUGCGCAAUUUCUGUAUGUGCCUCGCUGCUUGUCCGAAUUAAAAGUUACAACAUAAUAAUUGAUCCUCAUUACAUACAUAAUUUUCCACUUUUAUAGUCAAUCCCACGUUCCACUAAAAAAGAGUCUGCUGUAUAAUAUUUCAAAUAAGAAAAAGAACAAUGACAAA
This is a messenger RNA of Zeugodacus cucurbitae (melon fly), 4521 nucleotides long. It is a transcript of the gene SERCA, whose product is annotated as calcium-transporting ATPase sarcoplasmic/endoplasmic reticulum type. Gene Ontology annotation, cellular component: membrane. NCBI's taxonomy places the organism in Eukaryota, Metazoa, Arthropoda, Insecta, Diptera, Tephritidae. The transcript is spliced from 9 exons. Gene Ontology annotation, molecular function: ATP hydrolysis activity; ATP binding; P-type calcium transporter activity. Gene Ontology annotation, biological process: intracellular calcium ion homeostasis; calcium ion transmembrane transport. The coding region runs from base 255 to 3317 and encodes 1020 amino acids. The record is from RefSeq and is a predicted model, not a curated record.